This is a messenger RNA of Gamsiella multidivaricata, 3414 nucleotides long. RefSeq lists its product as uncharacterized. NCBI's taxonomy places the organism in Eukaryota, Fungi, Mortierellomycota, Mortierellomycetes, Mortierellales, Mortierellaceae. The record is from RefSeq and is a predicted model, not a curated record. The transcript is spliced from 3 exons. The coding region runs from base 1 to 3414 and encodes 1137 amino acids.
AUGCACGAUAACCACGACAUGGAUUACGCUGUCGACGUCCCUGUUCACCCCUUCACAUCUGGGCCAUCAUUAAACUCCUAUUCUUCUAGGCCCCAAUCAUCUGCACCACAUCACUCCUCUUUGCCCUCUAUUGGAAAUUCCUGGCCUCAGCAGCCUCAGCAACUCGUCAAGUCAAAGUCGUUGGACCGCUACCCCCCUACUUCCUCACCACCGCAACAGAUGAAUGCCCCUGAUAUUGUCAUGACAUACGAGAACGUCAAGGCGGCACCCAUCGACUCGGAUCAAUCGACGCAAAGCUCCUCGAUAGCCCAUGCAGAGAAUAUGGAGGACGAACAAACGUCUCAAUCGUCGCCGUAUCAAGGCAGAGCACAUCUGGCUGUCGAUACAUCCCCUGGUUCGAUCGGUCAGAGUUCCCGAACCUCGAACCCAGUUACGCCUUCGCCUAUGACAGCUUCUACACCAACAAGUGCACCCCUAACAUCAAACAGUGGCGUAACAGCCCCCUCAUCGAGACGAUCCUCUUUACGAACAAUGACCGCUACCCUGCCCCGAUCCGCCUUACAGGAAGAGACAAUCGCAUUGUUUAAACAGUACAGGAAUUUGAUCCCGUGUGCCAAGUGCUUUUCUCGCAAUACAAUCCAGCGAGAUGGCAUGUCAGACGGCAACUUAAGAUUCAAGUGCAGGCCCCCGGUAUCGAUGAGUCUCAUCUGCAACAAGUCGUACAGCGAGUCCAAGAUCCGUAACAUGAUCGCAAGCGUCGUCUAUGGACACACCUUGCCGGACUCUACUACGCCCACUUCUGCCAAGCCCGCAAACGGGUCUUCCGAAAAUAUUCUUGCAUUACCGCCGCCACACGCGACUAAGACAUCUCGUCGACCGUCGCACAAGAAUGAAGAUGGUGUCACGACAGGGAGACCUCAGCAGCUCGGUGAAUGCCAAGCUCGCGAGGGCUCCAUGGAAUUAGAAAAUCAGCAGAGCUAUGAGGAGAUGAAUAUCAAUGGGGGUCAUCCCCACCCCGUCGACGAUCGGCGCUCUCCACAGGAAGCAUCAAACCGACGGCCUUUCGCUCAACUACAAUAUCAUCGACCAUCAGCAGCUGGCAAAGAGUCACCCAUGACGGACAAUGAAGAGUCGACCAUGCCGCCGCCUUCGAAUCAUCUUCAGGUCCCGGGAACACCUCCCUUGGAGAGCGACGAUACUCGCCUUUACCGUGCGCAUUCUACUUUUAGCCACGGGGCUCUUACGCCAACAGGGCAUUCUUCCAGCUCUUUGAACGCAGCUACUCGACAAGGUCAAAAACUUCACCAUUCGCACUCUCAUCCGAACUUCGGUCAACAGCGUCACCAAAAGUAUUUGGAGCAGCAAGAACAUUACAACGCUAGCCAUGGUUACUCAUCGCGGAGUCCGCAGUAUCAGGCUCAACAACAGCUGCAACAGCGUCUUCCGCAACGUCAGGUCAUGCGCAGAGAGUCGGCUCAAUACUAUGGCAGUGUUCAUCCCAGGCCUGAGACUAUGGAAAGACGAUUCUCCUACCCUGCGGCAUUGCAGCCUUCAUCCUCCAGUAAGCUGGCCCCUCUUGGACACUCAGGUGAUGCUCGCUCACCGGCCAUGUCGUCUACUUCCAGCUCCCCGCCUGGUCACGAGCCGCUACACCAUGCGCUAGGACAGCCCGAUACACCACAAAUGGGAUUGUUGCCUGGAUCGGGUAACCGAUAUGAGGAGGCCAGCUCUCCUGCGUCGUAUUACCAGCGAAGAAUGAGUCAACCACACCCAAGCAGCCAGCGUUCAUUCGGGCAGCUUCCCCCUCCAAUUCCUGGUACUUUCGCUCAUCAGUUUGACCGUCGUGCGAGCCAGAUCGACGAGUUCAGCUACCAGCACUGCGAAAAGUACGAGAGGCUGAACGCAAGCACAAUGCGACACAGCUCCAACAAGAUGUUCACGUCGCCUUAUUCGUCCACUCUAACGCACAACCAGGACUCUAUGGAGAUGCCCCAGAGCGCAGCAGUCCAGGGUGCUCGAACGUCGCAAACUGACCCGGCGCGCUUUUCUCGAUCGAUGAUGUCUCUUGGAAGCGACAGUGGUAACCGCCAUGCGUAUUCGCGUCAUCAUGACUCACAACUUUCUGCCUACUAUCAGCAGCCCCAACGAGCCGAAGCAGAUGCUGUGGAUCCAUAUGCACCCGAUGAUCUUUCAGCUGAGGAAUCAGAUGCCCGGCCCUAUGCAAGAGUGCACCAGGGCUACAAGAAGCCCAACACUGGGCAGUCCCUUACUCGGCUGAGCUCCCAUCCUACUCUCUACAGCACGAGUGUGUCAGCCUCUCGAAAUCCCGCAUCCGUCCCCCUGUCCCGGAACAUGAUCAAGUUGACCUGCUUCCCCAACGCCAUGUCGCCCACCGACCAAACCGAGACUGUACCCUCGAUCACGAAGCUCGAUACAUCGGACGCUAUGGCGAUGUGUCUCGGCAAGAGUUCCAAAGUCGUAAUCGAAAUCACGCAGCCCCGUCAUCAGCUGGCCUUUGAACCCUCUCGUGUUGCGAUGUUCUUGGGACUCGAGGGUGUCCCAGGGCAACUGCAGCGGUCUCUGCGCCACACGGCUUCGCAGCCAAAUCUUCUGACGCGCUCGACGACCUCAAUCCUCGGAAGACGUCGCUCUGUAUCGCCCGAUGAGGUGGCAUUUGGGUCUUCCAAGAAACGCCGGGCAGACUCGGUUUCAGGUAUGGCGGAUGAGGAUGAAGGCAGCGUGGAUAGCGCUUCGGCAUCCGCUACCGCAGCAGAGGUUGCCGCGACCGUUGUAGUUGCUGCUGCCACCAAUGCUGUCCGACAGCAGCACUCCGGCUCAGUGAGAGGCCUGCAGGUUGUAGGGUUAGACAGUGAGUCAUCCAAGAAGAUCGGCCUAGGGGUUCAAGUGCCUAUGGAGGGGCCCACGGCAGCGUCACCAACGAUCGAGGCACUGAGUGUCGCGAAGGCGUCCUCGUACGUUGAGCUCGAAGACCAGAAGGAGCAAGGAAUUGAUUAUUCGCUCUUCACUCGAGUCGAGACUGCAGGCUGGAGAAUCCUGAUCCCACCGAACGUUAUGGCCUCGUUUGUCUCGGACGAUUUCGGAUUGACGUUGAAGCCAAAGUGCGGUGGUCCUUUGUCGCCGACCGUUGCAGAGUCAACGGAGGGUCGGGUGGAUUUCGGUAAAGACAGUAUCCCAGCUGUUAAGGAUACUGAGGGAGAUUUGGAGGCGCGCAAGGAGGAGGAUGAGAACGCGUCGAGAAAAGGUGACGAAGAGAUGGCAGAGGAUGGUGCGAUGGCUGUGGCCACGACUGACGAAGGGCAUGAGCAGGCAGGGCCGUACAGAGGAGACGAAGUUGCUUCACAGGGCGAGGCCAUGGAGAACGAAGAGGAGCUGGACGAGCUUGAAGAAGAAUAA